AUGGAUCUACUUCAGUCUCAAAUAAAAGAAAGCUGUAACUUGGCGUUACCUGAAGGACUGAAAGAUUUGAUGUCUGAUAUUUCAAGAGAGGUAUUAAGAUCUCAACCGAAUGAUGUGAUACAAUUCAUAGUUGGUUACCUUAAAGUUUUAUUAGAAGUGAGAGAAAAGUUGGCCAUCGCUUGCCACAUAUGCAACGACACUUACAAAUGCAACUGUGAUUCAAAUCUAUACCAUGAAAUAAAGGCUAUUGGUUUAGACGAUGAAGAUGUUGAUAGUGCUAUAAAAAUUAUUGAAGAUCAUUUUGAAAGAGGCAACGUCGAAGAACAAAAAUUGUUGAUAAAGUUGGCCAAAAAGCUAAAUAUUGACGAGGCACAGUUGACUUCCAUUCAAGAAGUCAUUCAGAAAUCUUUCAACAGACAUGUUUUUAGUGAAGAUGUUUUUGACGUGAAUGUUUCUGAUGAAGUCACAGGCGCCGUACAUCACACUCUAGAUAUGUACAGACAUCAACAACAGAUUGUAAUAAUACAUAUACGACCUGAAGAGGUGUUCAUUUCAAGCUAUGAACAGUGUCACAGAAUAUCAUCGUCUGCUUCUCUAGUUUCUGAACAUGAUAAUAUUAAUUUGGAUGAAAAUCCAAUGCAGACAGAAGAAAAAUCAGAGGACGUACAACAGUACCAAACAUCAGGAAAAGUUAAGUUCAUAGAAGAAAAAGAUAUCUUUAAUAUACAGGACCAGGAGAAGUCCACGAGCUCUGAUGAGAGUUACUUGGACGAGGACAUUGAAGAACUGAUCAAGACUGAACAACAUGAUGAUACAGCUUCUAUUAUAGAAGAAGACUUCGCUGCAGACCCUGAACACUCCAGCAUCAAUACUCUACAGACACUUUGA
This is a messenger RNA of Danaus chrysippus (African queen), 888 nucleotides long. The record is from the annotation of a GenBank genome assembly. Lineage: Eukaryota; Metazoa; Arthropoda; Insecta; Lepidoptera; Nymphalidae.